Molecule: messenger RNA, 3358 nt
Organism: Lepisosteus oculatus (spotted gar)
Lineage: Eukaryota; Metazoa; Chordata; Actinopteri; Semionotiformes; Lepisosteidae
Product: XK-related protein 8
Biological process (GO): apoptotic process involved in development; engulfment of apoptotic cell; phosphatidylserine exposure on apoptotic cell surface
Cellular component (GO): plasma membrane
Source: RefSeq, a predicted model, not a curated record
UAGAUGGUUAACUUGUUGGCAUCCGUUAUGUCUUAGUAUUAUUCACAUCUAAGGAGGCUCAUAGCACUAACAUAACACUACCGAAUGAGACCGGUUUGGUUUCCCUACGGCAUUGUGUGUGUGGGUGGGUGAAUGACGUCCUUUUAAUUCCUCGGGUGCAACACACGAGAAAACACUCGUUUAGUUAUACAUUUCUGCAAAGCGACUUUAUUUGCAUUCAUAUAAACCUGAGUAUAAGUAUGUAUAAGUACGCCGCCCAAUGCACGACGGUAGUCUCUCACUUGGGAUUUGACCCUCAAACCUCCCAUAACAUCCAGAGCCCCCAACGUUACACUGCUACCCCAACGUAGUUACAUCAUCUACUACGAUUGGUACAACGAAGAGCAUCUGGAAUAAUUAAUAAUGGGGAAACAACGAAUUUGCUUCCUUUUUUUUAGUCGGGCGCGCGCAGUGGCGGUUUCAGUUUUGACGGUUAAACAUGUAUUUCUUGUUUUCAACUAAACUAACCCCGUCUCUCUCGUUUAUCUGAACAGUCAGACAUUAACAGAUGAGUAUAGUCGAUUUCUGUGUACUGUGGACUAGACGAGACAAGACUACGUAAGUCCAGCGCUGUCAAAGUAGUUUUUGUUUUUCCUUACAGUAACGGCCGUUCGACCAGCCUAUCGCCUGACACCUACGUACAGUACGAGACAGUUUCAGUUUAAUGCGAUGGCUCUUUAAAACUUAACAUCCGCCCUUUAGGUGGAGCUUAAAGUUGGACUGAAGAAAGUCGACCUGAGUUUUGUCAAUACACGGGUCUGCUGGCUCGCUGUAGUCGGCGCUAGUAUAAAUAAGAGCCCUGCAGAAGCCGUUGUCUAUCAUGGCACCAGACAGUUGUCCUGUAAAGAGAGGAAGUUGCUCUUCCGAUUUAGGUACUCUAGCUGAACUUGCUUGCUGUUUGCUACCCGGACUGCACCCUGGCAAGAGAAGAACUUUUUUGGACUUGAGGGUCCUGAGGCUUACCCGGGGCUAAACAACGACCGGCCCCUGGCUUUUUUUUUCCUCCAUAACUUUAAAACUUGUUAAAGGUCCCGGCACGGUAAAAGGGAAUAAUAACGUUGUUCGCGUUUGUUCAAUAUUGUUUAUAACGACUUGAAAGGGUGGGCGUUGCCGGGGCCCUUAAAGGACUGCGCGACCCGGGCAGCCGCGAGAUGGAGUGCUCCCAGUUCAGUAAGUAUUCGUGGCUGGACUUCUUCUUCACCCUGCUGGGAGUGUGCACUUUCCUCUUCGACCUGGGAUCCGAUGUCUGGGUCGCGGUGGACUUUUUUUCGCGGGGGGACUACUUCUGGUGCGGAACCGUGGUCGGUUUCAUCGCCGUCUCCUCCGCCGUCGUGCAGAUGUUCAGCUGGUUGUGGUACAGGUACGACCGGCAGCUGGAGGACUUCAGAGCCCUGACGCUCACGGAAGACUUCCUCCUGAGAGGCCGAGGACGCUGCUGCCUGAACCUCCUGCACAUAUUCCAGCUUGGAUUAUUCAUGAGGUACAUAACGGCCAUUGAGCUUGGCUUCCAAGUGUGGUGGAAGAGAAAGCAGGGCUCGGAAUAUGCCGUGUACAAGACCCACGACCUGAGCAUGCUCCGACUGUUCGAGACCUUCUUCGAGAGCACCCCACAGCUCACUCUCAUGCUCUACAUCAUCAUCCGCAACAACCAGGCCAGCGUGGUGCAGUGGAUCAGCGUAGCUGCAUCUACCAUCUCCAUUGCCUGGAUGGUGCUGGAUUACCACCGCUCCCUGCGCUCUUUCCUGCCUGAAAAGGCCAAGAUGGGCUACAGCUCCUCUGUCGUCUACUUCCUGUGGAACCUGCUGCUGAUCGCUCCGCGUGUGGCCGCGGUGGCCGUCUUCACCUCCGUUUUCCCACAGUAUUUGGUUCUGCACUUCCUGGCACUGUGGUUAGCCCUGUUUGUUUGGGCCUGGCUCCAGAACACCCAGUUCAUGGACAACGCGCCAGGAGAGUGGCUGUACCGUGCUGCAGUGGCCUUCAUCUGGUACUUCAGCUGGUUCAAUGUUGCAGACGGCAAGACCAGGGGCAGGAACGUCAUCUACCACUCCUUCAUGUUCGUAGACAGUGCUAUCCUGGUGGCAACCUGGGGUUACUACAGGGACUGCGUUCUAACUGAGGCCUAUGCAGGGACUCUCGUCUCCGUGUUGCCCUCUGCCUACCUGCUGGGAUUGCUGAUCAAAGCCUUUUAUUACUGGUUCUUCCAUCCCAGACGAUGGGACUUGCUGCCCCAGUCUGGGCAGGAUGUCCCCGAUACUCAGGCACUCUCAGGGAAGGAUGACCCUGAUAGUCAUGGCGACUUCAGGUCUAUGCCGGUAACACCAGCCCCCUCACAUCUCCAGAACAGAAGGAUGUUGAACCUCGCCAAGAACUUCUACUCUGCAGAGCCUCACCCGCCAUACCCCAGCAGUGCGAACGGGACGCAGCAGAACCCUGUCAUAUAGAGGCAUGGUGAGAACCGAAGUCCGCCAUGGGGCAUUCGCACAGGGGGAGCUGGACUGGUGAGAUUUCACAAUAGCUGCCCAAGCCAAAACCACCCAAGAAGAAUAAAUGGGUUCUUAUCAGGGGAAAAAAUGAUCUGCCUGUUUGCACUCUUAGUGGCUAUAGAUGGUUACUGCUGGCAAAGAAGCUGGCAGACUGAGCCAAUGGAACGAGCCGGGAAAAGGGACACUGAUCAUCACACUGCAGCAAAGGCUCAUGACUGGGUGAAUGGCUCAGCCUUUUCAUCACAGGAAUUUAUUGGAGCACACAUUCCAACUUUGUAGUUUCGAACUCCUUGCUUUCAGAGCGGCGAUGUGCACGCAGAAGCAAAUUGCUUGGCACUAACCACUUGAAUCUGAUCAGCUUCGGUAUAUUACCCCAGAUGUAAACUAGAAAGCAAAUCCAUCCCAGCAGUUUCAUUCUUCUAGCCAAUGGAAACCUGCAGAUAACUGAGUGUUUUCUUACUGGUCAGAUGUUUGGUCUGUAUUGAAACUGAGCGUGGUUCACUCUGGGUGAAGCACUGUGCUUCUUUGAGGAGUUCCAUAUGCAACACAAGAGCAACAUCAGUUGGUAUAUCAUGCCAUUCAUAUUUUAAAAAGAGGCUAUUGACUAAUUUUUAUCUACACCUUAAAAUGACAGGCUUGAGUCUUAUUCCCAUCUGCAAUGCUGGAGAACACCCUAAGUUCUGUUUCUGCAGACCUACAAUCCACUUCAUUUCCUAAAACUAUAAAACACUAAAACCUCUCAUUCCGGCUUGUGUACAUAAUGACCUGAAUUGUGCAAAAGCAACCAAGGGGAAAUUGUCUCCCUGAAAUUAAAAUAAAGAGAGAAUUGCCAAACA